This is a messenger RNA of Patiria miniata (bat star), 2580 nucleotides long. RefSeq names its product deleted in malignant brain tumors 1 protein-like. The record is from RefSeq and is a predicted model, not a curated record. Lineage: Eukaryota; Metazoa; Echinodermata; Asteroidea; Valvatida; Asterinidae. Gene Ontology annotation, biological process: peptidyl-lysine oxidation. The coding region runs from base 211 to 2127 and encodes 638 amino acids. Gene Ontology annotation, cellular component: membrane. The transcript is spliced from 7 exons. Gene Ontology annotation, molecular function: protein-lysine 6-oxidase activity.
AGCUUACACUAUAGUCAUGAAUAAUGACUCAUUGCUGCCGGUACUUUAUUAUUGAGGCAUAUUCAUAUUGGCUUGUAUGCUAGACGUGGGCUGUCACUUUUUUUACAACUUAAUAAAAACGCUCAAUCACACGAUGAAAUUUUCACAUAAAAAAAACCUAGCUGUAAGCCGAGCAUUUUUUACUGAAAAAGUCUAGUGACGAAUGACUGAAUGAGAAUGAUUGUUGGGGAAAAAAUGUUUGAUGUUGUCGUGUUGAUGUCCGUAGUAGCGAUACUCUGCGGUCGAGUGGUGAUAGCAUUUGAUUACCCGGUCCGCCUGGUCGGAGGAGCCAAUAGCUCCGAGGGUCGCGUGGAGGUCCUCAUCAACGGUGUUUGGGGAACUGUGUGCGACGACAGUUGGGGUUUAUCGGACGCGAUGGUCGUCUGUCGUCAGCCGGAUCUGGGUGAAGCAUUGUCAGCUCCUCUAAAUGCGCACUUCGGCCAAGGGAGUGGACCCAUUGUCAUGGAUGACGUCGGAUGCACUGGGUCUGAGACGCAGCUGUAUUCUUGCUCAUUUACAGAGAACCAUAACUGUGGACAUAGCGAGGAUGCAGGAGUAAUAUGCAGCGGUUCAUCGGCCUCCUCGUACCAAGUUCGUCUGGUCGGGGGAGCCACUAGCUCCGAGGGUCGCGUAGAGGUUCUCAUCGGCGGCGUUUGGGGAACCGUAUGCGACGACAGUUGGGGUUUAUCGGACGCGAUGGUCGUCUGUCGUCAGCUGGAUCUGGGUGAAGCAUUGUCAGCUCCUGUAUCUGCGCAAUUCGGCCAAGGGAGUGGACCCAUUGUCAUGGAUGACGUCGCUUGCACUGGGUCUGAGACGCAGCUGUAUUCAUGUUCGUUUACACAGGAACAUAACUGUGGACAUAGCGAGGAUGCGGGAGUAAAAUGCAGCGGUUCAUCGGGUAAUGAUUCACGGGCCUCCUCGUACCAAGUUCGUCUGGUCGGGGGAGCCACUAGCUCCGAGGGUCGCGUAGAGGUUCUCAUCGGCGGCGUUUGGGGAACCGUGUGCGACGACAGUUGGGGUUUAUCAGACGCGAUGGUCGUCUGUCGUCAACUGAACCUGAGUGACGCAGUGUCGGCGCGUGGCUUCGCGCACUUCGGCCAAGGGAGUGGACCCAUUGUCAUGGAUGACGUCGGAUGCACUGGGUCUGAAACGCAGCUGUCUUCCUGUUCAUUUACACAGGACCAUAACUGUGGACAUAACGAGGACGCGGGAGUAAUCUGCGGCGGUUCAUUAGAAUCUGGAACUCUUCGCUUGGUGGGAGAAAAUACGUACGAAGGUCGAGUUGAGGUGUAUCACGAUGGCCUUUGGGGAACCGUCUGUGACGAUGGCUGGGACGUUGAUGAAGCCAACGUGGUGUGUAACCAGCUCGGUUUUCACGGAGCGUCGUCGGCCGAGUCCAACGCGCACUUCGGCUCCGGCAACGGUUCCAUUUUUCUGGACGACGUGGAUUGUGCAGGGGACGAGUCCAGGCUUGUGGAUUGCUCCCACAACGGCUGGCUGGUGCAUGACUGCUCUCAUCAGGAGGAUGCCGGAGUUCGAUGCAACAAAGAAGCCUCCAAGACUCUGUGGUACGUUCUCGGUGGAACUGUAGUAUUUAUCGUUUUAAUUUGCGGCCACAUACACAAGAAGUACAAACAACGUGAGCAGUCGACAUCAGUUACGACGCCAGUACCGACAGCAUGCGCCAGACACCCUCUGUCUACGGGUACCACAUCGACAUGCACCUCAAGUCCACCGGAGGUACCGAGACAGGACAUUACUCCAAGGUUACCAACAAUAAGUGCUGCCGUUAGAACGCCAGAUGAUCAACAGGGGCCGACCAAUGACUACUCUACGUGGGAAACGACGUUUGUGGCUACCGCAGACGACACAGCGCCUGGACAUGACGUCUACACGCCUGCACCACAAACCUCCAUAGAUAACUUGCCGCCGCCACCUUCGUACGACAAUCGUAUGGCGCCUUCGCGAAGAAAUCUCUAUUCGGUAGCAAACUCACAACCAGAAUUAACCCCAGUAGAUGAAUUACCACCGCCUCCCUCAUACGAAGAUGUUAUGGUUGGGAAUUAUCAAGGAACAGUUCAUUUUUGAUUUGGUUUGGUUUCGGUCGGUCGGUCGCGCUGGGCUGGGUUGAUGGUGCCGCCAUCGCCAUACUGUGCUGCCAUCAGUCGCCCACCCUCUGAAAAGUUCAAAAUCUCCUACAGGAAUCGACCGAUCGCGCAAUGAUAUGAUUUCAACGCGAUUGAGUGAUAUCGCAGAUCCACAGAUGGCACCCAACAUCAUUGUUCAGAAAUUAACCGUGGUGAGGACGGAACAAGAUGUUUUAUGAGGGUAAUCUGAUGUACACAAAAUCUACUUCGUUGUUGGCUUUGUAUGACAUAGGAAUCACAUAUAGGCCGAUAGACUGAUAGAAGGCAUUUUUAUUUCAAUGUUGCCAUUUCCACACUAAUGUUACAAUGUCGUGUAAACUUAUUAUACAGAGCAAAAUAUAAUGAAUUAUGUAAUGGUGUAUUAUAACGUACAUGUACAUAGAUCAAUUAUAAU